This is a messenger RNA of Heterostelium album PN500, 756 nucleotides long. RefSeq names its product derlin-2 (gene derl2). Gene Ontology annotation, molecular function: ubiquitin-specific protease binding; misfolded protein binding. The coding region runs from base 1 to 756 and encodes 251 amino acids. Gene Ontology annotation, biological process: endoplasmic reticulum unfolded protein response. The record is from RefSeq and is a predicted model, not a curated record. Gene Ontology annotation, cellular component: Hrd1p ubiquitin ligase ERAD-L complex; endoplasmic reticulum membrane. The transcript is spliced from 4 exons. NCBI's taxonomy places the organism in Eukaryota, Evosea, Eumycetozoa, Acytosteliales, Acytosteliaceae.
AUGGCACAACCAUUCGAAGAUUGGUAUAAAAGUAUACCUAUAGUUACGAGAAUAUAUAUGAGUGCAUGUGUUGUUACAUCUGUAUUUGUAUAUCUAGAUGUUAUAAAUCCACUGCAACUCUACCUUAAUUUCCCAAUCAUAUUCAACAAGUAUGAAGUUUGGAGAUUAUUGACAACCUUUUUAUUCUUUGAUGAGAUUGGUUUAAAUUUCUUGUUUCAUAUAGUAAGACACAGUAAGAUGUUAGAGGAAGGUUCAUUUAGAGGUAGAGCUGGUGAUUAUUUAUUUAUGUGGAUUUUUGGUGCUGUUUUCUUGUUGAUUAUGAAUGCAUUCUUAUUUUAUACAAAAAUAUAUACAAAGAUAUUAUUUUUAGCACCAUCAUUAGCUUUUAUGAUUGUUUAUAUAUGGAGUCGUAGAAAUCCCAAUAUGCAUAUCAGUUUCCUUGGUUUGUUUACAUUCAGUGCACCCUAUUUACCUUGGGUUAUUUUGGGUGUCAGCUAUCUGAUGGAUCAUAGUCUGGCAUUUGACAUCAUGGGUAUUGUUGUCGGUCAUGUAUAUUACUACCUCGAGGAUGUCUAUCCACAGAUUAGCAAUCGUCGUAUAUUGAAAACACCUUCAUUCAUUAAACAACUGUUUGAUAAUCCAAAUCAAAGAUAUGAAGAUAUGGCACAGCAAGUUAGAGGAAGAAGACCUGCAGAACAACAACAACAACAACAGCAACAACAACAAGAAGAGGUGAUAAAUGAUCCUGUUCAUUAA